Molecule: messenger RNA, 552 nt
Organism: Penicillium concentricum
Lineage: Eukaryota; Fungi; Ascomycota; Eurotiomycetes; Eurotiales; Aspergillaceae
Exons: 2
Coding region: 1-552 (183 amino acids)
Source: RefSeq, a predicted model, not a curated record
AUGAGCACUUCCACAUCUGCGGGUUCUAAGCCGGAGGUGUCCCUGACAGGUUCCACUGGGGCCUUUACCACUGGGGCCUUUAUGGUCGAGUUGCUGAUCUGGAACGGGUCGCCCUUUAAAGAUCACUGGGCGUAUUUUGUUCGGUCGCGCGCGGAUCCUGAUAUCGGCGUAAAGAUACACGCGACCGGCAAUGUGAGAAGUGGCUUCAAGUUCGAAAUUAAGCGGAGUGAAAACCUCCAAACAACCGACGACAUUCCUUCAACAAGGGUCCCGUUGCAGUGGGUCGAAGAAAAGUACUUUGAUGAGAAGGCUAUGCUCAACGACGGGGAAUACAAAGUCGACAAUACGCCAGUCUGUCGCUUCGAAAGCAGUGUUUACGAGAUUGAAGCACCAGGGAAAAGUUUGAACACAGUCAGUGAUGGGGCCAAACCAGGUAGGAAAGUUAUUCAGAGAGAUUGCCAGACAUGGAUUGUCGAAUCUGCUGAUCAACUUCGCCGUGACAACAUUUUUAGCGAGGAGGUUGUCGCUUAUCUUCACGCAAUCAAACAGUAA